UCACAGCCGUCCAUUUCUUCAUCGGACGUAUGAGUGAAACCUCCAUACCAGAUUUAAGUUCUUUCUGACUAUUGACUGUGUCAGUCGGGAUUUUUGUCUCUCCUCUUCCUUCUCCAUCCGGCCGCCUUCCUGCGCCCGUCGCUGUUCUCCGAACGAAUUUUACUGUUGCGGCGAGUUUUUUAGACAUUGUCUCAAGGUUUUCUUAUCUGCCGGAAAUUUGACUUCAAUUGCUUUUCCUAAGACGUGCUUGCUGAAAAUUGGCGGGUUCCCCUAAAUUUAGGGCCAUUGUUUGGGGCUUCCCAGGUCUGGACGUUCGGGAUUUGAGAUUAACGUUUAUCCGUCACUGCUUUCCUGGAAGAUUCAAUUCCGGUCGAAGCCUAGCAGUUCGAACCCUUAGUUUUUCGAGGCGGUUCAUCGACUUUAAUCGCCGGAUCGUGAGCACCUCGGUGAAUUAUCUUCUCUUCUAGACCGGAAAUUGGGGAUCUUAUUUGUGCCGUUCUUCGUCCGCCAAAAAUUAUCUUCCGCGAACCAUUGGUGCAUGUUGACCGGAGAUUCGAGGAAUGGACAACUUCGAAAAAGCUGUGGAGGCCGGCCUGGCGCUCACUAAGCGGCUGUACUACGGCCGAGACGAUCGGGCGGCGGAGAUGACGGCGGGCCAGUCGAAGGCGGAACUGGGAGGGAGGAAGUAUUUUCCGACAGCCCCGACGGUCUACGCGGUGAUUUCUGACCCCGCGAUCGUGGACAACCCGGACCAGCCAAGUUACCAGCCACAUCUACACGGUCGGUGGGACCCGCCGGCGCUGAUCCCUAUGCAGAUGAACCGCGUGGAGCUCGAAGUCAACUGCGUCCUGAGCUCGGCUGUAGUGGAAUUCCGCGGCUCGUUUAGGGUUCACUGUGUCGCCACUAACAGGAAAUGCGAUUGCCGAGUCGUCGUUCCGAGGAGCGAGAAGACUUCCAUUCUAGGUGCCGAGGUGGAUAUUUCUGGUAGAUCAUACUCCACCGAACUCGCUCCAAUCGAAGAGGCAAAGUCUUACAUGGAAAGGGUUCCAAAAGACGAAGAUAUGAAGUUUAUUCAGCAUCAGAUAUUUUCCUUUACAAUACCUCAGGUUCAAGGAGGGGCUGUACUGUCACUUAGGAUCAGGUGGCUUCAACACCUAUCAUAUUCUGAUAGCGAGUUCUCAAUCAGCAUACCUUUCACCUUUCUAGAUUAUGUAAUUCCAUCUGGAAAACUACUAAAGGAGCAGAUACAUUUGAACGUGGACUUUGGCACUGGAAAAGAACUUAUUUGCACGAGGUUUAGCCACCCUUUGAAGAAAACAGGGCACGAGAUGGGUAAAUUACGUUUAUCAUAUGAAGCAGAAGUGGAGAGGUGGUCAAAUUCUGAUUUUAAUUUUUCAUAUAUGGUGUCUUCUGAUGAUGUCUUUGGCGGUCUGCUUGUUCAACCUCCACAUCCAGAUGAUUUUGAUAAGCGCAACAUAUUCUGUCUUUACAUUCUUCCUGCAAGCAAUCUGCAUGCGAAGGUUUUCAGGAGAGAGGUCAUAUUUCUUAUUGACACAAGUGCAAGCAUCCAAGGAUUGCCGCUGGAAGAGUCCAAAAAUGCUGUAUCAGCUGCACUUAUGAAUCUUAGGCCUACAGACUCUUUCAGCAUUAUGAGCUUCAACGAAGAAAUUUUCUCAUUUUCAUCAUCUUUAGUGCCUGCAACCGAGGAAAAGAUAGAAGAAGCCCAUCAGUGGCUAAGUGAGACGUGUCAUGCAACUGGUGGCACCAGCAUUCUUCUUCCCCUAAAUGAGGCUAUGAAGAUGUUUUCCAAGUCCCUAUCUAGUGUCCCUCAAAUAUUUCUGAUAACUGAUGGAUCUGUGAAGGAUGAAAAGAACAUCUGCCAUGUUGUUCAAAACCAUAUAAGGAGCAUGGGGUUGAACUCACCACGCAUUUCAACCUUUGGUAUAGGACUCUACUGUAACCACUACUUCUUGAGAUUGUUAGCACAAAUUGGUAGGGGACACUAUGAUGCUGCUUACAAAACAGGUACUAUCACAUUGCAGAUGAAGAGAUUUUUUAAUGCCACAUCCUCUCCUUUGCUCACCAAUGUUAGUAUUGAUACACUUGGCCAUCUAGAUUCACUGGAGGUAUCCACAACACUAUUGCCAGAUGUGUCAGUCGGGUGCCCACUUAUAAUUAUGGGAAGAUGCAAUGAAAGCUUUCCAAAUUCUCAUAAAGUCACUGGCUCCUUGGCUGAUGGGAGAGAGUUAGUCAUUAACUUGAAAGCGCAAAAAACAAAGGGACUUCUCAUUGACAAAGUGAUGGCAAAACAACAAAUAGACAUAUUAACAGCUAGCGCCUGGUUUUCUGGAAGCAAUGAGUUGGUGGAUCAGGUCACAACAAUUAGCAUGCAAAGCAGCAUUCCCUGUGAAUUUACACAGAUGACAUUGUUACAGGCAAGUGAAAAGAAGACAUCAGUAACACAAGGGAAGGAGGUCCAUUUUCCUAAAUCCAAGCAUGUUAAACCUUGCCUAGUGCAUGGCCUGCAUGUUGGUUUUGGCAAUGUCAUGGCGACUGAUAAGAACAUCCUAAUUUUAUCUGACGAAGCACAUGGAUCAACAGACUCUGGCAAGGGAGUUAAUUGUUGCAAUAUGAGUGUAUUUGGAGAUUGCACUUGCACGUGCUGUGGUCCAGAUGUGGGGAGCACAUUUGCACACUCAUGGAAUGAUUGCACUAUAGCGGUUACCCAGUACUGUGCUGCAUUUGCAUGUCUUGGCUGCUUCAGUUUAUGUUCAAAUUUAUGUGGUAAUUAAGUUAUUUCUCACUCUCUGAUUUGUUCUGCUUCUAAGUGUCAUGUGUAAUUGUCCUUUCCAUCAUUGAGACAUCUACAAGUUGCAUUUAUACGCCUAUAAGCAUCAUCGGUGCUGUAAAAGACUUGAACGUGUAUUCUCUUAGAUUAUUCUGCAUAUACUCAUCCAUUUCAGAUAUUAUGUGAUGUAAAUCCGGCAUUUUUCUAGUCA
Molecule: messenger RNA, 2999 nt
Organism: Nymphaea colorata (pocket water lily)
Lineage: Eukaryota; Viridiplantae; Streptophyta; Magnoliopsida; Nymphaeales; Nymphaeaceae
Exons: 13
Coding region: 561-2792 (743 amino acids)
Source: RefSeq, a predicted model, not a curated record